AUGUGGGUCAGGGCCUCUACGUCGAACGCAUCUCUCAAUUCAAUCAAUCACUAUUUCGUGACGGAUCCGGCCAAUCGCUUGCAAUUAGGAGGUCCAGGUUACGAGCUUACCUAUGCAACUUCAGCGGUGCUCGAUUACCUCUUCUCGAUUGCCAACCCAAAUCACACAUCGCUACUAUUGACAUCACUUCCUUCUGAAACUCAGUCUCGCGAGCUCUCGAAUGGACUUGACGAGUCAUUCAAACUGAUGGAGGCGCACGAAAGGACUCUCGUCGAGCGACUACUCAGCUUUCUGACGGCCGAAGCGCAAUGGAACCGUGGUAUCCGGGUAGUCGGAAGCGACGAUAACGUUGAUCGUGCUCCGACUAUAUCCUUCGUUGUGCUUGACGGCUCUAAUGGAGAACCGCGAAUGAGGAGCAAGGAUGUCGUUUCCGGCGUAGAUAAACUGGGGAAUAUUGGGAUAAGGUUUGGCCACUUUUACGCAGCAAGGCUGAUUGAUUUCCUUGGACUUGCUGCCGAUGAUGGUAUUGUGCGUGUCUCUCUGGUGCACUACAACACGCUGGAGGAGGUGGAUAAGAUCAUCGCCGCCCUCAAACAGUCUAUUGGUAUCCCCUAA
Serendipita indica DSM 11827 is the source of this 615-nucleotide messenger RNA. NCBI's taxonomy places the organism in Eukaryota, Fungi, Basidiomycota, Agaricomycetes, Sebacinales, Serendipitaceae. The record is from the annotation of a GenBank genome assembly.